AGAGCUCCACCCUGUCUCCUCUUCUUGCUCUGCUCUGCUCGAACCAACCGCAGACCGGAGCCACGCUCGCCGGCCGGGGCACCUCCUCCUCCUCCGCCGCCGCGCUGAUUCAUCCCUCCCUCACUUCAAGCCUCUACUGCCCCGCCAGUCUCCCACCGUCGCGACGCCGCGGUCGAGGGGCUAGUCUGCCUUUCCUGGCGCCGCCGGAGGGAGACGACCGCCCGCGACUGGAGCAGACGAGGGAGGCACGCGCGACCGGGAAGGCGCUGCUUUCGCUCGAGCCGUACGCCGACGCCGGUGGCCACUCCGCAGAUGGGUAUUCCUAUCUGAUGGCAUGGCACGCACUAAGAACUCACCGCUACCUGAUGCCUUGCCUCCCACCGGCGGCGACCAACUAACUGAAGCUCCCUGGAGUCUGUUUUUCGCUGUCAACAUUGCCUCCUCACGGCUUUGCCGGUGCUGACAGCGCUCGUGCAGCAGCCCUGCUGAACCCAAAAUGGCGGCCUUGCCACUGGCCACCGCGGAGGUCUGCGACGCAAACUCACACAUGAUCACCAGCGGCGAGCUCCGCGCGCUGCAGCCCGUCUUCAGGGUCUACGGUGGCCGGCGGCUCUUCGCCGGUCCCGUCGUGACAGUGAAGGUGUUCGAGGACAACGUCCUGGUCCGUGCGCUCCUGGAGGAGAAGGGCCAGGGCAGGGUCCUGGUGGUCGACGGCGGCGGCAGCCUCCGCCGCGCCCUCCUGGGGGGCAACAUCGCCAUGCUGGCGCAGAACAACGGGUGGGCCGGCAUCGUGAUCAACGGCUGCGUCCGGGAUGUUGAUGAGAUCAACGAGUGCGACAUCGGCGUGCGGGCUCUCGGCUCGCACCCGAUGAAGUCGGACAAGAGGGGGAUGGGCGAGAAGCACGUCCCGGUCACCGUUGCUGGUACCAGGAUCUGCGACGGCGAGUGGCUCUACGCCGACGCCGACGGUAUCCUCGUCUCGAGGACCGAGCUCAGCGUGUAGUGCAGGCCUUCCAGUUGCCUGUGUUGUUCCUCUCUGUGUAUGCAUUUACUUGUGUGUAAAAUGAUGUAUGUAUGAACGGAUGAACUGGGCUCUGCACAAAACAGAGGACGUCUGUUGCUGCUUCAGAACAGAAGCUCUGAUAUCUGAACUUGAGAUGCCAGGAGCUCUCAACUGAACAUGUAAAUAACAAUGGCAGGCUUGCCUUGCUUGAUCAAAUGAAAUGAACAAUAGGGAAUUGGGGAUAAUAAUACUAAUACUUAUUGGAUGGCUUCA
This is a messenger RNA of Triticum dicoccoides, 1276 nucleotides long. RefSeq names its product putative 4-hydroxy-4-methyl-2-oxoglutarate aldolase 2. The record is from RefSeq and is a predicted model, not a curated record. The transcript is spliced from 3 exons. Gene Ontology annotation, biological process: regulation of RNA metabolic process. Gene Ontology annotation, molecular function: ribonuclease inhibitor activity. The coding region runs from base 497 to 1003 and encodes 168 amino acids. NCBI's taxonomy places the organism in Eukaryota, Viridiplantae, Streptophyta, Magnoliopsida, Poales, Poaceae.